GUUUUUUUCUGUUUCUUUGCAGUCACUCUUAGAAGCACAUGAUAUUGUGGCUUCAAAAUGUUACGAUUCCCCUCCUUCUAGCCCAGAAGUCAAUAAUUCUUCAGUGAACAAUCAGAUUGUUCCAGUAGAUGCUAUUCGUAUCCUUGGAAUUCACAAAAGAGCAGGAGAACCACUGGGUGUAACAUUUAGAGUUGAGAACAAUGAUCUCGUAAUAGCACGAAUUCUUCACGGUGGAAUGAUAGAUCGACAAGGUCUUCUGCACGUAGGUGACAUUAUUAAAGAGGUGAAUGGCCAUGAGGUUGGAAACAAUCCAAAAGAAUUGCAGGAACUGCUGAAAAAUAUUAGUGGCAGUGUCACUCUGAAGAUUCUCCCCAGCUACAGAGACACUGUUAUUCCUCAACAGGUUUUUGUGAAGUGUCAUUUUGAUUAUAAUCCAUAUAAUGACAACCUCAUCCCAUGCAAAGAAGCAGGUUUGAAAUUUUCUAAAGGAGAAAUUCUUCAGAUUGUAAACCGGGAAGAUCCAAAUUGGUGGCAGGCUAGUCAUGUGAAAGAAGGAGGAAGUGCAGGGCUUAUUCCCAGCCAGUUCCUGGAAGAGAAGAGAAAGGCCUUUGUGAGGAGGGACUGGGACAAUUCAGGGCCUUUCUGUGGAACAAUAAGCAGCAAAAAAAAGAAAAAGAUGAUGUAUCUCACUACAAGAAAUGCAGAAUUUGAUCGUCAUGAAAUCCAGAUCUAUGAGGAAGUAGCCAAAAUGCCUCCUUUUCAGAGGAAAACAUUGGUCUUAAUUGGGGCCCAAGGAGUGGGGCGAAGAAGUUUGAAGAACAGGUUUAUAGUACUGAAUCCUACUAGGUUUGGAACCACAGUGCCAUUUACCUCACGAAAGCCCAGGGAUGAUGAAAAGGAUGGGCAAGCGUACAGAUUCGUGUCACGAGCUGAAAUGGAGAUGGAUAUUAAAGCUGGCAGAUAUUUAGAGCAUGGAGAAUAUGAAGGAAAUCUUUAUGGCACUAAAAUUGAUUCCAUCCUUGAAGUUGUUCAGACAGGAAGGACCUGCAUCUUGGAUGUGAAUCCACAGGCCCUGAAAAUACUGAGGACUUCCGAAUUCAUGCCCUAUGUGGUGUUUAUUGCUGCUCCGGAGUUGGAGACUCUGCGUGCUAUGCACAAGGCUGUGGUAGAUGCUGGAAUUACAACCAAACUGCUCACUGAUACUGAUUUAAAGAAGACAGUGGAUGAAAGCGCACGGAUCCAGAGGGCAUACAACCACUAUUUUGAUCUGACCAUUGUAAAUGACAACCUAGACAAAGCCUUCGAGAAGCUGCAGACUGCUAUCGAGAGGCUGAGGCUGGAACCGCAGUGGGUCCCAAUUAGUUGGGUAUAUUGAGGUUUCCCAGGAGGAGCUCAAAUAACAAAUAAACCCGACUGCAGCAAGACGCUGAUGUGACGUUGUGUAGAUACCGGCGAUGACUACGGCACCUGUGCAUUUUUACUCUGUGUAUAUUCCAAAGUACACUGUUCUGAAUUUUUAUAGAAAUGCUGAAGGGAAAGUGUACUUAAAUAUGUAAUUUAUUUUAAUUUUUCUAACUUUUUACAGAUAACCUUUCUAUUCAUAUCACAUGAAGGAAAUGCGUUUAAGCAUUUUUCUAUGUUUUGAUUUAGUACCUUUGCCUUUUUCAUCUAAGAAACUUUCAGUCAUUCACUUCAACACUUACAUCUUGGUCUUACAUUUUCACUGUGAUUAAAAAAGGAUACU
Messenger RNA from Nestor notabilis (Kea), 1744 nucleotides. RefSeq names its product membrane protein, palmitoylated 6 (MAGUK p55 subfamily member 6) (gene PALS2). The record is from RefSeq and is a predicted model, not a curated record. Gene Ontology annotation, cellular component: cell-cell junction; plasma membrane. Lineage: Eukaryota; Metazoa; Chordata; Aves; Psittaciformes; Psittacidae. The transcript has 9 exons. The annotation marks the transcript as partial. Gene Ontology annotation, molecular function: protein binding.